Messenger RNA from Podarcis muralis (Common wall lizard), 4767 nucleotides. NCBI's taxonomy places the organism in Eukaryota, Metazoa, Chordata, Lepidosauria, Squamata, Lacertidae. The record is from RefSeq and is a predicted model, not a curated record.
GAGGCGGAAUCCAGUCCCGGGCUUUCCCCAGCCUCCUGGCUCCGCUCCCAGGGAGUCCGGCUCCGGUUUCCCCUUCCUUCACUUUGUCCCUGGCUCCGCUCCCAGCUCGCUCCGCUUCCGGACUUUCCAUCCUGCCCCCUCCCUUGGCCGGCGCCUGGGAAAGCAACGGGGCACUCCUGGGUCCCUGCCCUGCAGCCCAGCAGCGCCCCAUGGGGUCCUGCCCUCCAGCACCCAGCUGCCCUCGGGCGUGAGGGGAGGGGGGUCCGGAUGUUCCCCCGUUCUCUUCGCCACCUGCUGGACGGGGGAGGCGACGCCGGUGUGACCCUCAGCGCUUUCCGGAGCAGGACCCCCGAGUCGGAGCGCGGAGGACCCCCAACUCCGGAGCAGCCCCCAGUGACCUUGUGGGAGGAGAAGGAGGAAGGCGCCAUCUACACCGUCAGCUCUCGGCUGCCAGGGGGCGCCAACAAAGCCAGCCUGUUCUCUGGGGUCGAGGACCUGCCAAGCACCUCAGGUCCCCCGGGGGCUGCUGAUGCCUCGGCGCUGGGGGUGUCGGGGUCCCCGGCCGGCCGCUCUCGGGUGCUGAAGGCUGGAUCGCUGCCCCGCCUGGUCAGGCACCUUCUGGAAGCCCCUUCGCUCGGGGACACCUGCUACGUCCCGGCCUUCCUGGCCACCUACCGGACGUUCGCCACGACCGGCCUGGUCCUGGGGUUCCUGCUUGAGAGGUUUGCAAUGGAGGGGAGAUGGUCUGGGGGGGUGGGAACGUUGGCAGUGCUGUUUGUUUGGUCCGCAGGCGGAAACCCAGCAGGUGCAGCUUGUGCGGCAUCUUUAACAUUGCUGAGUUUUCAUGGCUGCAGGCGGUUGUGGGUUCGAGUUCAGACGCUACCCCCGGAAACAGCAGACCUUCAGCGGGCCCUGGGGUCUCUGCUGUGCUGCUGGCUGGACGGGUACCCGGAGGACUUUGUGGGGCUGGACGCUGGCCUGAAGGAGCAGCUGGGAGCCUGGCUGCGCUGGGCGCUGGGUAGCGGAUCGGACCCCGAGAAGACCCUCCUGGCAGCCGGCCAAGAGGGUGCUCCCAAAGGCCAGGAGGACCCCCGGGAGGACGAAGGCAUCACGGACGAAGGGCCCCCAGACCCCCACUACAUCCUGGGGCUCCAGGCGGAAGACGUGGCCGCUCAUCUCACCGCGCAGGAUGCUGAGCUCUUCCUGCGCCUGGUGCCCCACGAGUGCCAGGGCCAGCUGUGGUCGCAGCGGGACAAGAGGGGCCACGAGGGGGCCUGCCCCUCUGUCCGUGCCACCGUGGCCCAGUUCAACCGCGUGGCCAACGCCGUCGUCUCCUCCUGCCUGGGCGACACGGAGCUGCGGGCGGCGCAGAGGGCGCGGCUGCUGGAGAAGUGGAUCCGCGUGGCAGAGGAGUGUUUUCUCCUCCGCAAUUUCUCCUCUCUCUAUGCCGUCGUCUCUGCACUGAAGUCCACCCCUUUGCAUCGCCUCAAGAGGACCUGGGAGGAGACAUCCAGGGACUCCCUCCGCUGCUAUGAGGAGCUGAGCGCCGUCUGCUCGGAGGAGGACAACUACAGCCAGAGCCGGAGGCUCCUCUUCCAGGAUGGCUACCCUCGAGGGGCUGGGGUGGACCCAAUCCAGCGCAGGCAGCAGCGGAGAUCUUUGGAGCAUCGCCCCGUGGGCGUGGUCCCCUACCUGGGCACUUUCCUCAAGGACUUGGUGAUGCUGGACGCAGCGACACGGAACAGGCUGCAGAACGGGUACAUCAACUUUGAGAAGCACCGCAAGGAAUUUGAGAUCCUCACCCAGCUGCGACUCCUGCAGGCCAACUGCCGCAACUACGCCCUGAGCCCCGACCCACUCCAGCGAUGGCUGCAGCGCUUGCCCCGACUCAGCGAGGGCCAGAGCUACCAGCUGUCCUGCACAAUCGAGCCGCCUGCGGAAGCAGCGACCCCUGGCCGCCCCGUGAAGCCCACCCUGGUGAUCACCCACUGUGCAGACCUGGCCACCUCGAUUGGGAUGAGCACCCUUGUCUGCUGGGACAAGCCCAGCUCCCCGCAAGCCCCGCCAGACCUCCUGCUGCCUCCACCUGCUUCCCCCACCCCCCACGGGCAACCGCACCAGACCCAGCGUAUGAAGUGGCCGUCCGUCUCCUCGCUGGACACAGCCCCAGAGAACGCCUCUCCCUCCUCUCCGGAGGGCUUGGCCCCACCCCCUGCCGAGGGGGGCACCUUCGUCCGGGGCCACCGGCGCUCGGCAUCCUGUGGGUCAGCCUACCCCACGGCCCCCGCCCCGGACAGCGGACUCCCCUCGGACUGCCGCAUCAUCCGCGUCAGCAUGGCUCUGCACAAUGGCACCCUCUACAAAAGCAUCUUGGUCACGAGCCAAGACAAGGCGCCGGUUGUGAUCGCGAAGGCGCUGGAGAAGCACAACCAGGAUCGGGUCCUGGCCGCCAACUAUGAACUGGUGCAGCUCCUGCCGGAAGGCCGAGAGCUGGCCUUCCCCACCACGGCGAACGUCUUCUACGCAAUGAGCAGCACCUGCCUGGACUUCAUGCUGCGACCCAAGCGCCCACGGGAGAAGCAGCCCCCUCCGCCGCCUCCACCCAAACCCAAGCCGCCCAAGGGGGUGGAGAUUAGCGCCACCUUCCCGAAGAUUAAGGCCACCGGGCGGAAGAUAGCCAGAGCCCUCUUUUGAGUUGGGCGGCAAGAGGAUAGAGCGGUGCCUCGGUUUCCACUCUCUCAGGGCUGGCGGCCCACGCUGCCCUUAAGACUGGGGACAGCAUAGGGUUGCAACGCGGUGUCAGAAGUGGCAAAAUGUUGGCAGAGCUGCGUUGGCAGGCCUGGCUGGCGGAGAACCCUGGUUUUCCAGAGUCUUUGAGGAACUCGAUGUCCUUAACUGCUUGGACCAGGGGAAAAGGAAACCAGAGGGCAGGACGCGAUCCGAUGGAUGCAACCGACGAGAAAGGAGAUUCCGGCUAAACGUUAGGAAGAACUUCCCGUUUGAUGGUGGAACCGGAGGUGGCAGAGUCUCCUCCAUUUUUUAAGCGCAGCUUCCUUUAGCUAUGAUUCCGCCAUCUCAGGGGGGCUGGACUAGAUGUUCCUGUGGGCCCCUCCUGAUCCUCCGUUUCCGAGUCCGUUGUCCAAUUUCCAGUGUCAGCACCUUUCCUUUCCUUCAUUUGGGUAGAGCAUGGGGCCGAUAAGGUUUGCAGUCCCACCUUGGACCGCUGGAGUUGGACUGGAUGAUCCUCAGGUGCCUUCAAACUCUGUGAUUCUAGUGAAAUCCCUCCCCUCUAGCUCAGGGGGGAAGGCUGCGUUGCCGAAAACACGGAUGUCGUGUCGCUCUUGGAAGAGUUUCCAUCUGCGUUGUGCAUUUCCUGUUGCCGUCGCCACCGGCUUCCUGUUUCUUUGCCGUGGGCGCCUUCUCCUCUCACUCUGGGCUCCUCCCAUCCCCCCCCCCACCCCGCCUGCCCCAAGUGCCUUGACUGUCAACGGGAGGGUUGCCAAGUGACCCUGAGGCACCUCGCUUCCUGCUGCGGGGAGGGAGGGCUUGGCGGAUUGCCCUGAUGACGGCUCCCUCUUUUUGGACCGGUCGGAAAGUGGAGCAAUUCUGUGCCUGUCGGAGGCUGUUUCUCACAGAUCCCAGAUGCAAACUGCCCCCUCUGCUAAGCUCAGCUGCCCCAUAUCUCAGGGAGGGUGUGUGUGACUCUAAGAUGCACUUGACACUGCGCUGAGUGCAAAUGAACACUAAUUUUUUUAUAAAAAAGACGGCGCUAUGUUGUGAGGCUGUGGGGAAGGGUUCGGCCUGACCCAGGGCCAAAUCUGUCCUUCCUAAAGCGAGGGGGAAACAUCACCUGUGAAUCCUGAUGCUGGUGGGAAGACGGUGACUUUUCGCGGCUGUUUUACACGGACAGUCACUUUGCAAAUUCCGCUCCAGCCACCCUCAGGUUGGGAUCUCCUCCAGGGGUUUUGCACUGAAUUUCCCAUCAGCCCCAACCGAUGGCUUCAAGUUACGAGAAAGGAGGUUCCGCGUAAACGUUUUUCUGAACCGCCUUCGCCUUCCUCGGAGGUUUCUAAGCUGAGGUUGGGUGGCCGUCUGUCGUGGGGUUAGGCUAGAUGGCCCUUGGGGGUCCCUUCCAAAACUUGAAUUCUAUGGUUCAUUAGAGGUUGGGCGGGCUUCUGUCAGGUAUCAUUGAGCUCUGGUUCCUGAAGUGCAGAGGGUUGGACUAGAUGACCCUAGGUGUCCCCUCCCAAUGUCACAGCUCUGAGACUCCAGGACUUUUGGACUACAGUUCCCACCAGCACCCGAUGGGGAGUUGUAGUUUAAAACCCCAGAGGCAAUCUCAGGUUGAGGAAGGUUGGGAGUUUCCCCACUUUUUGCACUCCUGCAGGCUGCUCCUUCUCACCGCGCAGCUAACAUUUUAUAUACGAGUCUAAACAGCUUGCAAAUUGGCUCUCUUCUUUCGUGUACUGUCUGAAACUCUGCAGAGUCCCCGAUAUAUUUUUAUACUAUUUAAGUUUCAGCACAAGAAACGCCUUCUUCACAGGAGCCUUUUAACACCUCUGUGGGCCGAGCUGCACCGGUUGGGCUGCCGCCUGCCCCUUGCCAUCUCACAGCUGCCCACGGGCAACCAGCACUUUCUACCUGCUGCCUAUAACUUUCCCCCCCCCUCUUUCUCUGGAGGAAAAACGAUGUUUUGAAUGUUAAAAACAUUUGUACUCUGCUGCAUCAGGGACACUGAAACUUUCUAUAAAAUAUUAUUAUAAAAAG